UCCCACAGUAGCACAAAGGACUAUGCUAACAGUUCACAAUGAAGGCUUCUCUUUUUUUAUUUCCAGAUUAUGCUCCUACUAUGGAAGAUAUGAUCAAGCAGAAUGAAACCAUAGGGAAUCAAGUGACCGAAUUCAUUCUCAUGGGCAUCACAAAUCGUCUGGAGCUACAAGGUCCCCUCUUUGGAGUGUUUUUCCUCAACUACCUGGUCACAGCUCUGGGGAACAUAGGCAUGAUUAUAUUAACCAGUGUUGAUUCCCGUCUCCAAACCCCCAUGUAUUUUUUUCUCAAGCAUCUGGCAUUUGUUGAUCUUGGUUAUUCUACAGUAAUUGGCCCCAAAAUGUUAGUUAGUUUUAUAGUGGAAAAAAAUAGAAUUUCCUACAAUGGAUGUGCAACACAACUAGUUUUCUUUGUGACAUUUAUCAUCAGUGAACUUUUCAUCCUGUCAGCUAUGGCCUUUGACCGCUAUGUGGCUAUCUGUAAGCCUCUCCUGUACACAGUCAUCAUGUCAGAUAGAGUGUGCUGCAUCUUAGUGGCUAUCCCCUAUGUAUAUAGCAUCAUGGUAUCCCUACUGGUUACAAUUAAGAUUUUUAAUUCAUUAUUCUGUGCAUCUAAUGUAAUACGACAUUUCUACUGUGACAGUCUUCCUUUACUGUCCAUUGUAUGCUCAGACACAAGUGAGAUUGAACUAAUUAUCAUGACUCUUUCUGCCUUUAAUUUGAUUUCCUCUCUCUUCAUUGUCCUUGUCUCUUACAUGUUCAUUCUCGUGGCCAUCCUCAAGAUGAAUUCUGCUGAAGGCAGGCACAAAGCAUUCUCCACCUGUGGCUCCCAUCUCACUGUGGUGGCUGUAUUCUAUGGAACCCUACUCUUCAUGUAUUUGCAACCACAAUCUAGCCACUCCUUUGAUACAGACAAGAUGGCCUCCGUGUUUUAUACCCUGGUCAUCCCCAUGCUCAACCCUUUAAUCUACAGCUUAAGGAACAAAGAGGUGAAAGGUGCCUGCAAAAGAUUCUUUAAAAAAAUGAUGUAACAGUGCCUU
Messenger RNA from Monodelphis domestica (gray short-tailed opossum), 1037 nucleotides. Its product is annotated as olfactory receptor 8K1-like. Gene Ontology annotation, biological process: G protein-coupled receptor signaling pathway. Gene Ontology annotation, molecular function: G protein-coupled receptor activity; olfactory receptor activity. Gene Ontology annotation, cellular component: membrane. The record is from RefSeq and is a predicted model, not a curated record. Lineage: Eukaryota; Metazoa; Chordata; Mammalia; Didelphimorphia; Didelphidae.